AUGCCUGAGAGUUCAUCAAUCUUGAUCAAAGAACACGUUACUCAACCGCUUAGAUUAUUGUCAACUAAUAAAUCAGGUUCCUCGCAUAAUUUAAACUCGUCGUCUGGGUCAAGCAGUCCCCCAUCGCCAUUAUUAGUGUCGACUGAUACUAAUCCGUCCCUUGCUUCACAGCAAUUGCAUCGUCCAUCUCCACAACAACAACAACAACAGCAACAACAACAGCAACAACAGCAACAACAACAGCAACAACAACAGCAACAACAGCAACAACAACAGCAACAACAACAGCUGGUGGGACUGCAACUGGCACAACCUCCACAACCAAUGCAACUGGCACAACCAGCUCAAAGACAACGAGCACGACUGCAUCAACAACCCCUGGUUUCAAGAAGACCAUCCUUUGGAUUGCAUUUUUUGAGCAGUUUUGGCAUGAGGUCGCAACCGCAAUCAGAAACUUCUAGUCCGUAUCAGGCAGCCCAGUCGGCGCCACCAUUGCAACAACCACAACAGCAACAACCACAACAGCAACAACCACAACAGCAACAACCACAACAGCAACAACCACAACAGCAACAACCACAACUGGCUACAGUAACCUCGACAUCAGGGGCAUCCGCACAACCACCGCAACUAUUGAAUGCCUCUUUGAGCACAGUCUCACCGAUGCAACUUCCACAACAACCACAACCUCCUACUCGUCAUCUACUGCAAAAUGCGUCUCUUCAAUUGAUGUCAAAUAGUCCCACAUUGGGCAACUUGAACAGCUAUGUCGAUGAGGACAUCAACGAGGCAAAUGCCACCGCAUUUCAUGAUACGCUUGAAGAGCCUCUUGAAGAGCCUCUUGAUACUACAGUUGCGAUUGUUGACAACAAUUUGAGACCUCAACCACAACAAACCACCACUGCUAUAUCAUCAUCGUCUUUUAAUCUCGUAUCGAGCGAGCCAAUUUUGUCUUCAGCACAAGACACGAGACAAGGGUCAGAGGAGGGUAAGGAAAAAGACGGCACGUACUCGGUUCGUUUAACUCCGUUGAUUGAUCACUCUUCAUCUUCAAGUGGAUUGUAUUUCUCGCCCAUUAUACGUAAAAUCAAGCCAGGAGCCAAGAUUAGUAUUGGACGUUACACUGAGAAAAACAAAGCGGCUGCUCAUGCAGCACAGGGGUCAUCUGCACCCAUAGUAUUCAAGUCGAAAGUUGUUUCACGUACACAUGCGUUAUUGGAUUGCAAUGAGGAUGGACAGUGGUUUUUAAAGGAUUGUAAAUCAUCACUGGGCACGUUUUUGAACCAUAUUAGACUUUCGCCUGCGUCACAAGAAAGUUCAUUGAUGCCCGUUAUUGAUGGUGAUAUAAUCCAAUUGGGGAUGGACUAUCGUGGGGGAACAGAAGAGGUGUACCGAUGCGUUAAGAUGAGAUGUGAGUUUAACAAGAGUUGGCAACGUAAGGUGAAUCAAUUCAAUUUAGAGAUUCACAAAAAGUUUAGAAACUUGAGUGUCAGUGACCCAAAUAUAUUGGCCAGUGGCGGACAUGGAUCGGGGUCAGCUGUGCCUGCAGGAGAAAGUUCAGAUAACAGUGAAUGCGCAAUUUGUUUAAUGAAGGUUGAACCGUGUCAAGCGCUAUUUAUAAGCCCUUGUUCGCAUGCCUGGCAUUACAAAUGUAUCAGGCCGAUCAUUAUCAAGAGCUAUCCGCAGUUUUACUGUCCUAAUUGUAGAACAAUGUGUGAUUUGGAAACUGAUUUGGAAGAUGAUGAUGAUGAUUAA
This is a messenger RNA of Lodderomyces theae, 1755 nucleotides long. RefSeq names its product ubiquitin-conjugating protein. Gene Ontology annotation, molecular function: ubiquitin protein ligase activity; protein binding. The record is from RefSeq and is a predicted model, not a curated record. Bases 1 to 1755 code for a protein of 584 amino acids. Gene Ontology annotation, biological process: negative regulation of septation initiation signaling; ubiquitin-dependent protein catabolic process; mitotic spindle assembly checkpoint signaling. Gene Ontology annotation, cellular component: cell division site; mitotic spindle pole body; cytosol. Lineage: Eukaryota; Fungi; Ascomycota; Pichiomycetes; Serinales; Debaryomycetaceae. The transcript has a single exon.